This is a messenger RNA of Neoarius graeffei (lesser salmon catfish), 597 nucleotides long. RefSeq names its product zinc finger protein 862-like. Bases 1 to 423 code for a protein of 140 amino acids. The record is from RefSeq and is a predicted model, not a curated record. Lineage: Eukaryota; Metazoa; Chordata; Actinopteri; Siluriformes; Ariidae. Gene Ontology annotation, molecular function: protein dimerization activity. The transcript has 3 exons.
AUGCUUGCCAAGCAGUUCAGCAGCAUCAAUGAGAGUCAACUUCUGCAGGAGUGGCAGGCAUUUCAGGUCCUUGUCACGUCGGGCAUUCUGAAAGAAAAGUCCCAAUUGGAGGUCCUAACAGCAAUGGCGUCAGGGUAUGAAGAGCUGCACCUCCUCUACCCAAACCUCUCCCUCCUCAGUGCCAUCGCCCUCACAAUUCCAGUGUCAAGCGUAAAUUGCGAGAGAGACUUUUCAGCGAUGAACAGGAUCAAAACAGACCUGCGAAGUAGGCUGCAGGGUGACAGCCUCACAGCCUGCAUGACGAUUAGCAUAAAUGGCCCACCAGUAGGGCAGUUCAAUUACAGCAGAGCACUGGAGCUGUUUUUUGAAAAACCCAGAAGGAUGGCCUGCAAGGACAAGACUUGCAAGAUGUGCCAUAAGUAGCCUAGUAAAUGUUGCACUCUAUGUUGUUUCUAACCGUUUUUCCCUUAUGUAAAUGACCUGCACUUUUUGUUACUUUUUUCUUGCUGCUGUACUGAGAGCACUUUCAUUGGCCAGGAAACCAUUUUACCUCAGUUUUUGUAAGUAGUUGUGACAUUUAAUUUCAAUAAAUACCUA